AAUUCUUCCAUUCCAUAGCAAACAAACACAAAACAAACUUCUUACUCUCCAUUGUCUAGUUUGGAUUAUUUUUCUUUAACCUUGAAAACAUGCCGGUCGCCGAGUCAGUUAAGCCAAGUGGAUCAUCCUCCGAAGGAUACAAGCAUAAACACCUCCACCGCGAAGUCAGAGAUAUGGUCUCAACCAUCACUCAUCGCCUCACCAACAUUCACAAAUCUGGCUCUGUCCAAGCUGGCCAAGAGGAAUUUGAUGAGGAUGACAAUGGUGUGAGGAUCAUCACCCUCGCGGGAACAAACACUGGGGCAACCCUCCAAGGGGAGCUGGACGAUAAGUCCUCGGGGCUAGAUGGGGACCAACCGGUGCUAGGAGAAUCGGACGCCUUGCAAACCUACGUCAACAGCAACUUCCAGGCAGUCAACAACUCCAUCAUGAUGGGAGGGAGCUACAACACCAAUGACCCUGGCGUUCAUGUGGAGAUAUCUGACUUUGUUGAUCCUAAAGAAUCUAAGGCUGCACAAAAGCGGGUAUGGAAGGGAAAGAAGAAGAACAAGGAAGCUGCCAAAAGUGACAAAACAACCGAAUCUGAGAGCUCUGAUUAAGGGUUUCAUGGAGUUGGAGAGGUGACGUGAGGAAGGAAGUGCAUGGAGGUGUGUUCUAAGUUAUCUCUAUACGUAGUGUCAUGUCAUGUGGUACUUUAGCCAUAAUGAGAAUGGUGAAUAAGGUCUUCUUAUGACUAAAAUAUAUGCUGUUUGAGGCUUGAGAGCUAGACUAGAUGGCGGUAUUGCUUCUACCCCAGAAUAAAUUGCUUGUUUUACGUUAAUAUAUAUAUAUAUAUAUACAUAUAUAUACGCAGAAAUAUAAGGCAAGAAAAAUAGUUGUGUUACUGUGCUAUUGCAUACGAGUCGAGCAAUAAAUUUGUUAAAGCUCUUGUACCCU
Messenger RNA from Morus notabilis, 936 nucleotides. RefSeq lists its product as uncharacterized. The record is from RefSeq and is a predicted model, not a curated record. Bases 90 to 599 code for a protein of 169 amino acids. The transcript has a single exon. NCBI's taxonomy places the organism in Eukaryota, Viridiplantae, Streptophyta, Magnoliopsida, Rosales, Moraceae.